AUGGUCAACGUUGCAAUUAUCGGUGCUAGUGGUAAAGCUGGACAAGCUGUCUUGAAGGAGUCUUUGGCGCGUGGCUUCAAGGUAACUGCUGUUGUCAGAGACAAGAGCAAGAUCAGUCAAGAUGUCCCUGUCAUUGAAAAAACGGCCCAAUCGCUGACUCAAGAGGAUCUCAAGGAAUUUGAUGUGGUUGUCAAUGCCUUUGGUGCUUCCGCUGGUCAUGAAGAUGAUCAUAUUCAGGUCGGAAGAGUGCUCAUCAAUGCCCUCAAGAACACAAAUUCCAGACUUAUUGUCGUAGGUGGCGCUGGUAGCUUAUACGUGGAUGAAGAGAAGAAAAUUCGUCUUUUGGAAACGGAAGCCUUCCCCAAGCAGUUCGUCCCUACUGCCACUGCUCAAAGUGAAAACUUGAAUGAACUGCGUGCCUCUACAGACCUGAAAUGGACUUUUAUCAGUCCAGCUGCUUUCUUUGAUCCCGAGGGUGCAAGAACUGGUGAAUACAAGACGAGUGAUGACAAGUUCAUCUUGAACAGCAAGAACGAGAGUUACAUUUCCUAUGCUGAUUAUGCUAUUGCUUUGGUAGAUGAAAUUGAACAUCCCAAGCAUCCCAAUGCUAGAUUUGCAGUUGUUUCUGUUUAA
Molecule: messenger RNA, 633 nt
Organism: Mucor velutinosus
Lineage: Eukaryota; Fungi; Mucoromycota; Mucoromycetes; Mucorales; Mucoraceae
Exons: 1
Coding region: 1-633 (210 amino acids)
Molecular function (GO): oxidoreductase activity, acting on the CH-NH group of donors, NAD or NADP as acceptor
Source: RefSeq, a predicted model, not a curated record